AGGGGGGUAAUAAUUAGAUUAUAGCUACAUUGUCUAUUUGUCUGUUUGUCUGGUUUCGGCGAUGUAGUGUUUAGCCAGAAAUAUUGCACUUUAUAUAUUUGUUAUCUAACGGCAUGCUUUCUGUUCUCUGUGAUUGGGCAUUUUGCGGCCUUUAAACCGGCCCAAAACGCGGACUUCAAUAAGUGUCUGUAACACGGUAUAUGGGAGUGGGGGCUGACUGGCAACAAAAAGCAUCCUCGUGAUUUGCUGUCAAGCGGUCCCAAUUUGAUAUUUUGUCGCCUUUCUGGGGGCUAUCCAUCUUGGCACAUCUUACCGCCGACUUGGGGGGGGGUCUCCCGUGGUUUACUUUGACGCCGACCGACACUCAUAAUUACCGGCCCACCAAGAAGUUUCCAGUCCACGCUUGGCUGGGCGUAUUUUGCUGGUCCAUGCGUAAUUGUAAACACAUUUGUAUGCUAACUUCAUUUUACAUUAAUUUAUACUUCUUACUACCGACAGGCAGAAAGCAUCAAAAUCUGAGGUUGCAUUAGGCUUCUGUCUAUAUUCUUAUUUUCAUCUUCAGCAAGUAGCAGAUGGUACUCUUUAUUUCUGUCAUAAUUUCCUUUAUUCAUUUCUGAGUAAAAAAAAAAUAGGAGCAUUCCACAGAAUUGGCAGUGUACUUAAUUUACAGUACUUUAAACUUUGUCAUUUUGCUUCUAAUGCUGUUUAAAACGAAUUUUCAAAAUGCAGUAAUAAAAUAAUCACAAUUAUACAGCUUCUUCAAACGCGAAAAAAAUCUUCAGUGUAACGUAUAAACUUAAUCUUUCAUUUUAAAAAGCUCAUCUAUAACAGUUAAAAACAAAACAUGUAUGUAAUAGUUUAUUUCCAAAAGGUGCAUAACUAAAUGUUCCUAAAGUAGCAAUCUUCUCUGGUUCUUCUUCACGGGAAAGCCAUUGCGACUGUAGGAUGUAAUUCGCUCGGAACCACUUACAUGGGAUACCGGGAAAGGGGGGCACUUUAGUACCCGGACCGACAUUUAAUUUGGGAAGGCGGCCAUGGAAACCGUAUGACGCCAAGACUCAGAAGUAACCGGAUAAAAACGGAAAGAGGAGUCUGUUAUGUAGUAUAUUUUAACUGAGCGUUGCUGCGUUAAUUAGAAGAGUCAUAAAGUUUCACUUUGUACUGGCAUAAUCUGUUUAAAAUGGCUAUUUAUGAAGUUUACAGUCACCCGGCUUUGCUCAGAUACAAAACUAGCAUUUGCACGAAAGCCACGUUAUUCCUAAUAGCUGUAAUGUGUCUCACCUACAUAUCACCUCUUUUGGUAGCUUACCGGAGCCAGGGAUUCUGGUUGAAGCGGAGCACUUACGAGGAGCAGCCCAGCGUUCGCUUCCAGUACCAGAUGAUGCUGAUAGCAGCAACUAGCACCAGCGGUGACUAUGUUGCAUGGAGCACAUUUCCCAACUUCAACAUCCUUCAGGGCAAUAACCUUAGAAUACCUUCUGUUUCGGCACGAGAAGAGGACCAGAACCAGGAUGGGAAGUUGGAUCGAUUAAUCCUCCAAUUGGACCUUCCUUUGAAGCCCGAUGAGCAGAUCUAUAGCAUCCAGAUGCUGCUCACCUUUUCUUACCAGUUAUUUAGGAUGUCCACCCUUGUGAUGCAGAGUCUGCUGAUGGUACAGCACUCUUCCCCAGUUCCUGGUUCUCAGCUUCUCCUCAGUGGAGACCUGCGCUUACACCAGAGGGUGUUACUCCCUCACCGUGGCCUGGACACACGUUACAAUGUAUCAAUUAUCAGUGAGAAAAGUCCCUUUGCCAGCACCUACAACCUGGCAAGCAUCAUGGAGGCCUAUCAAGAACGGAACUUGACAACGUUUCUGUCUAGACCAGCUCCAGUGUGGACCAUUGGUAGAGCUUCUGCUGCUCCUUUCAAACUGAAAGCAGUGAUCCGAUACCCUGCUGAGAUCAUCAGCUACCAGCCUGGCUUCUGGGAGAUGGUGAAGUUUGCCUGGAUCCAGUAUGUCAGCGUGCUGCUCAUUUUUCUUUGGGUCUUCCAGCGGGUUCAGACUUUUGUUUUUCAGAACCAGGUUGUGCCCACGGUACCAGUGCCGCUCUUGAAGCAGCACUGGGCCUGAAUAAUGGGGUGGGGGGUGUGAGGGGCUGGGUGUGCCUGUCUGAGGACUCAUCACCAGCAUCAGUUUCAUUCCUACCACAGUGACCUGCACCCACCAGGUGGAACCAACCCCAACGGGACCUCACGGUUCAGACAGUCGCAUCAAACACAGCAUAAGAAUCUCAUCCUGGUGUCAGGCAUGGUAUGGGAUCAUGUUUGUGUGAAACAAAGGUAGACUGAGAGCGAUACAUGGCUUUUAGGAAUAAUAGCUCACAGGUAAAUUAUACAGUUAUACAGUAGAAAUUCAAAAAAUGUAUCGUAGUUUCCAAUUAGGACCAGCUAGGGUGGUACAGGGCUGUCAGGGUCCCCAGAAGGCCAGUAUGGUACAGGGCAGUAGGGGUCACAAGAAGGUAUAGUAUGGGGCAGUCAGAGUCACCAUAAGGCUGGUAUGGUACAGAGCAGUCGGGGUCACCAUAAGGCCGAGAUGGUACAGGUCAGUUGGGGUACCCACAAGGCCGAGAUGGUACAGGGCAGUCAGGGUUACAACAAGGUUGGGAUGGUACAGGGCAGUCGGGGUUACAACAAGGCUGGGAUGGUACAGGGCAGUCGGGGUUACAACAAGGCUGGGAUGGUACAGGGCAGUCGGGGUUACAACAAGGCUGGGAUGGUACAGGGCAGUUGGGGGUACCCACAAGGCAGAUAUGGUACAGGGUAGUUGGGGUACCCACAAGGCCGAGAUGGUACAGGGCAGUCGGGGUUACAACAAGGCUGGGAUGGUACAGGGCAGUUGGUGAUACCCACAAGGCCAAUAUGGUACAGGGCAGUUGGGGGUACUCACAAGGCCGAUAUGAUACAGGGUAGUUGGGGUACCCACAAGGCCGAUAUGGUACAGGGCAGUCAGGAUUACAACAAGGCUGGGAUGGUACAGGGCAGUUGGGGUACCCACAAGGCCGAUAUGGUACAGGGCAGUUGGGGUACUCACAAGGCCGAUAUGGUACAGGGCAGUUGGGGUACCCACAAGGCCGAUAUGGUACAGGGCAGUCAGGGUACUCACAAGGCCGAUAUGGUACAGGGCAGUCAGGGUUACAACAAAGCUGGGAUGGUACCGGGCAGUUGGGGGUACCCACAAGGUCGGGAUGGUACAGGGCAGUUGGGGUACCCACAAGGCCGAUAUGGUACAGGGCAGUCAGGAUUACAACAAGGCUGGGAUGGUACAGGGCAGUUGGGGGUACCCACAAGGCCAAUAUGGUACAGGGCAGUUGGGGUACCCACAAGGCCAAUAUGGUACAGGGCAGUUGGGGUACCCACAAGGCCGAUAUGGUACAGGGUAGUUGGGGACCCACAAGGCCGAUAUGGUACAGGGCAGUUGGGGUACCCACAAGGCCAAUAUGGUACAGGGCAGUCAGGAUUAUAACAAGGCUGGGAUGGUACAGGGCAGUCGGGGUACCCACAAGGUCGGGAUGGCAUAGGGCAAUUGGGGUCACAACAAGGCUGGUACAGGGCAGUCAGGACAAAAUGUGAUGGGUCUUCGCUGAAGUGUACAGGUUUUGCAGUUUGGCUGCUGUUAUACAAGAAUUAAUCAUAUGCUGAAUCUAGUGAUUCACAGCCAUGGCAACAAUUGACUCUACAAACAGGCAUUCAUUUUGUGUGUGAAUUUUAUACGAAAUUGCUUUUGAUCAUGCAUACUCCUCGAUUUCAUUCUGUAGGUAUGUGUUUUUAUGGUAAUAGUAUAUUAAAUGGCAAAAUUACGUAAGAACAAACAUUAAAACCUCAGGGAUAAUGCA
This is a messenger RNA of Brienomyrus brachyistius, 3872 nucleotides long. RefSeq names its product transmembrane protein 231 (gene tmem231). The coding region runs from base 1181 to 2110 and encodes 309 amino acids. The transcript has 7 exons. Lineage: Eukaryota; Metazoa; Chordata; Actinopteri; Osteoglossiformes; Mormyridae. Gene Ontology annotation, biological process: cilium assembly; regulation of protein localization. Gene Ontology annotation, cellular component: ciliary transition zone; ciliary membrane. The record is from RefSeq and is a predicted model, not a curated record.